Molecule: messenger RNA, 1996 nt
Organism: Daphnia magna
Lineage: Eukaryota; Metazoa; Arthropoda; Branchiopoda; Diplostraca; Daphniidae
Gene: Atf-2
Product: cyclic AMP-dependent transcription factor ATF-7
Exons: 8
Coding region: 148-1782 (544 amino acids)
Biological process (GO): regulation of transcription by RNA polymerase II
Molecular function (GO): DNA-binding transcription factor activity, RNA polymerase II-specific; cAMP response element binding
Source: RefSeq, a predicted model, not a curated record
CCAAAUUCUAGCGUAGUCUGCUAUCUUUCUUACCUGUUUUCUCGGAAACAUUCUGCUCAUCAACCACUUGUGCAGAUUUUGUUGUCUGUCGAAGAAACUUUUACUUUUUUUUGUUACCAUUGCCUUAUAGCGUUGCGUUUUCGUCAAAUGGUUGACGACGAGAAGCCUUUCCCAUGCACCAGUCCUGGUUGCUCGAUGAGGUUCACGAAUGAAGAUCACUUGAGCAUACACAAGAGAAGACACAUGUCUUUAUCCAUUGAAUCAAGUAAUGGCUCAAAAACCUCUAACUUUGUGGCUGAUGAAACUCCAACCCCAACAAGAUUUAUCAGGAACUGUGAAGAAGUGGGACUUUUUCAAGAUUUGAAUGUUAAUCCUUUUGAUGAGCAAUUUAGAAGAGCAGCUGAGGUCACUACUCACCUAAGCCCUUCUACUCUUCCCUCAGCUGAUGAUGUUCUCCACACCCCUCAUGUCUUUCCUGUGCUUCCAACAGAACCAGAAGGAGUUACACAGUUACCACCACCAAAAUCAGCCAAUGUUAAAAAACAUUACCUUAUGCCAUCCCUUUCCACAUCAGAAUGUUUGACCCUUCCAUCUCCAACAACAACUCCCGUACCUACUCCAUUAAUUACUGUAACUCCUCCUACAUCUGAGAGAUUUGCCGACACAAGAGAAGAUAAGACGUUAUCCUCAUCGUCUGAUUACGACAAAACGAUUUCCAUCCCUUUAACUAGCUGCAGCCCAAGAAAAGAUCGAACCAAGAAAAGUAACAUCCACCAAAACAAUGGCAUUAAAACAACAACGAACCCUACCGUGAAUAUAAUGCCUCGCCCAGUUCUUCAGUCAUCAGCUGCUGCUAGUGAUCCAAUGACAGCGCUUCUUCUCCGUCUUCCCGAUGGACGGUUAGUCCAGAUUCCAGCUAUACCUGUUCCUACAGAAACAGACACUUCUAACUUAGGGGUGUCCUCCGCAGCGUCUCCGGUUGGCGUGGAAAACGGUGCUAAUAAAAUCCGUCCGAUGAGACCGAUCAUGUCGGAAACGAAAUUGAAAUUGAAACAAGCGUUAACGAAGACGAGGGCCCCCAUUCAGCCCUUAAAUGGCACUUCCACUUGUGGCACCAGUGACGCAAGCGGCACUGAUACAGAGCUUCUACCUAACUCGGAUACGGUUAUGAAUGUGGUUGAUUCUACACAGAGAAAAAAUAGACGACGUAGUUACAAUUCGGCAUCUGAUCAGGACUUAGAUGAAGAGGAAAGCGAGAAACGCAGGCGUUUCUUGGAACGGAAUCGAGCUGCUGCAUUCCGCUCUCGUCAAAAGAGAAAGCGAUGGGUGACGAAUCUGGAAGCCAAGACUAAUGUUAUGAACACAGCAAAUAAAUUACUGCAGAAUGAGGUGAUGUCUUUAAGGAACGAGGUAGCCCAGCUAAAAUUACAACUUUUAGCUCACAAGGACUGCCCUGUGACUCUUGCAAUGUGUCAGCAGCAGCAUGUUACCAUGAACAGUAGCACUGAUGGCUUAGCUCCUGGAGGUAAAUCAAAUGGUGUAACGACCCCAACAUCCGCGAAUUUCAACUCAACUGUUUCGAAUAUAUCAACCUCGCGUCAAAUAAUUAUACUGAAUUCUUCAAAUCAGAAUCCAACACCCUUACCUAUCUUAACAAGGAGUAAACCUACACAUCCUUCACUCAUUAUGGUUCCUAGAGUAGAAAAUAGUGUGGCAAUUGUGCCUCAUCCUUCAGAUUCUGGACAGCAGACCUCUGUUAUCAUGUCAAUUAAAGAUAUUUGAAAAUUGAAACAUUCGGGUUUCCAUAGUUGUUUGGGAAUUUCUCUUCAAAGUGCCCUUUUUGAUUGCCUUUACACUGCAAUUCAACUACUCAAACUGGACAUGUUCAGUUAAAAUGUACAAUUAAAAGCCAAUUUUCCUGUUUUAAUCAACGUAGCCAAAUGAAUGUUACACCGAGUGUAUUUUAUUGACUGUACAUAAAUCUUUUAUCUACCGA